Molecule: messenger RNA, 985 nt
Organism: Blastocystis hominis
Lineage: Eukaryota; Bigyra; Opalinata; Blastocystidae
Exons: 9
Coding region: 1-975 (324 amino acids)
Biological process (GO): protein phosphorylation
Cellular component (GO): cytoplasm; nucleus
Molecular function (GO): cyclin-dependent protein serine/threonine kinase activity; ATP binding
Source: RefSeq, a predicted model, not a curated record
AUGGAAGUUAGAAAAUUCUCCGUGAUUCUGGAAUUCCAUGAUUCCAGCCUUUUCAGACAUUCUUUGAGUUUUAACUCUUAUAUGCAACGGUAUGUGGUACAUUGCAGGGAAUAUCGACUAGGUACUUACGGAGUUGUAUACCAGGCGAGAGACACUGUCACCGGUGAAAUUGUAGCGUUGAAGAAGAUUCGGCUCAAUUCGCGUGAGGAGGGCAUUCCGAGUACGGCCAUUCGUGAAAUUGCAUUGCUCAAGGAACUUCAUCAUCCCAACAUUGUGAGACUUUAUGAUGUAAUUCACACAGAAAACUGUCUCACAAUGGUUUUUGAAUACUUGGACCAGGACUUGCGUAAAUAUCUGGAUCGAGAACCGGUACUUGAACCUCCUGUCAUUAAAUCAUUCAUGUACCAAAUGCUCCUGGGAUUGCAAGAGUGUCAUCGCUAUCGCAUUCUUCAUCGAGAUCUCAAACCUCAGAACCUCCUUAUCAAUCGUGACGGUGAGUUAAAACUGGGCGAUUUCGGUUUGGCUCGUGCCUCUGGAAUUCCUGUGAAAAAAUACACCAGCGAAGUCGUGACUCUCUGGUACCGUUCCCCCGAUAUUCUGCUCGGAAACCGCGACUACAACACCAGCGUGGACAUGUGGAGCUGCGGGUGCAUCUUCGCUGAGCUGUAUAAUAGCACGCCUCUCUUCCCCGGACAGAACGAGAGUGAUGAGAGAGAAGUGAUUUUUAAGAAGUUGGGAUCCCCCAAUUUAGCAAACAUGCCGAAGUUGAAUACAUAUCCGGAGUGGAAUGCCUCGAUGCAGAAUGUGUAUAAACCGCGUCCGCUGAGCGAGUUGGUGCCUCGAAUGGAUAGCAAUGCGUUGGAUUUGUUGAGCCGUUUUUUGACGUAUGAUCCAGAGCGAAGAAUCGAUUGCCAGCAAGCACUGGACCAUCCUUAUUUCAAUAAUGUGGAGGGUGUACGACGAAGACGAAUGUAGAAUAGAAUUG